AUGUCGGGUUCGCCAGUGGCCACCGCUGAUAAUAACACCCCGCGUCCGAAGAAUGCCAGACGCGGAGGCAGAGGCCGUGGCGGUCGUGGCUCUCAUCGAUCUAUCCCGACAGCUCCUAACACACAACCUGCAGCUCAGGAGACACCUCAAGUACCAACAAGCGAAGCUUCGACGUUGAAUGUUCAGCCGAACGAAUCAUUACGGGCCGCAAGAGGAUCGAGGGGAGGCAAACGAGGUGGGCGAGGGGUAGGCGCACCGCAGGACAAUGGCCGACGACGUGGACGAGGACGAGGUGGCGAUUCAACGGCUCUGAGCGGUGGUCUGGGAGGACGGACAUUCGAGGGACGAUUGUCGAGACCCGAGCGGGCGUCUGACGAGGAUCAACCAGAUGAUACAGGGGAUUUGAAGGAUUUGAGCUUGAGAGCUGAUGCGCCUGAUUUUGUUCCCGGAGCGCCAACGAAUGGAGUCGUACCUACUGGAGUGACAUCCUCAUUGGCGAGUUCUACGACCGGAAAGGGCAAGUCGAAGAGCGUUCAACCUCGGCCGCCGAAAGUCACGACGAAAUCUACAGCACCUGAUAUCGCCACCCGGAUACACGAAGACAUCGCGCACAAUCUCUACGAAUGUCCCAUUUUUGCGUCAAGAAAUGGUCAAAGAAUGAAGGAUCGGCGGCCCAGGAUGCUGCGCGUCGCCAGGCAGAUGGUGAGCCCAGUCCACCGCGCGCCUGGCGCUGCCCUGGCUGUAAUCUCCCGCACGAAAUCCUCCCAUCCACCUACUCCUGUUGGUGUGAGAAGGAAGUCGACCCCCGUCCGCUACCUGGCCUGCCCCCACACUCGUGUGGUCAAACCUGCUCACGGCCACGCAAAGGCUGUCCGCAUCCGUGCGAUGCGACUUGCCAUGCUGGUCCUUGUUCACCUUGUACCGCGAUGGGCCCGACUCAGGAUUGUUUCUGUGGGAGGAAUUCGUCGACUAAGCGCUGCCAGGAUACAGAUUACGAGAACGGCUGGAGCUGUGGUGGAGACCGAGAUGCUCUGCAGCUCCAAGGAUGAGGAAUUUGAAAGUCAGCUGGCGCGAGGCGAAGAUGGUACGACCGAUGAAUCUGCCACACCGGCCCGUGUGGUGCGUGUCGACGCACUGUUGAACCUCCUUGGUGUUUCCGUGUUUGCAAAGCAGGCUUGCACUGUGGCCGACACGCUUGCGCUGAGCGAUGCUGCCCUGGGGAACAAAAAGCCAUUGAACUGCCCCGAGAAGACACCCUGCGCGUCCACGGUCACAGUAACAUGUGGCUGUGGACGGCUUCGCCAAUCACGUCGCUGCAAUGCAGCAGUGGCGUCGAAGGGACAGGUGCCGCAGGCAACAAGAAGACCUUCCCUGACCCCGUUGACGUGUGACGACGAAUGCGCUCGCUUGGAGCGGAAUCGUGCUCUGGCAUCUGCACUUGGCGUCGAGAUUAACCCGUCCACUACCGUUGCUUCGAACAUUUCUCCCAACAACCUUCCUUAUUCAACGGAAACCUUGGACAUGUACAUCCAGCUUUCUUCCACCUCUCCGCUCUCCACUUUACAGACGUACGAGUCGACCCUCCAUUCCUUAGCAACCAGCACCACUGAGCGAUCCGUACGCUUCCAGCCCGCCAAAUCCCCCCUCCGUGCGUUCAUCCACUUCCUAGCGGCGGACUGGGGCUUCGCCAGCGAGAGCUUCGAUCCAGAACCCCACCGCCACGUCUUCGUCCUGAAGCCCACCACGUGGACCCCACCACUCCUCGGGCUCGGCCCAGAGAACUCCAUCGGCAUCGGCGGCAAGAGUGUCGGCGAAUGCGUCAAGCUCCGCGAACGCCAACGUCUCAAAGAGCGCGAAGCGCAGCGGCUCGCCGCCGCAGAAGCCAAGGCUCUCAAGGAAGCUGCCAAAGCCCAGCAGUCCAAGGAUACAGGCAGCGACGGCGGCUGGGCCCAGGUCGCUGCCUCCCGGCGAAGCAACGGCGUAAGCUCGACGAGAAGCACAACACCGGUUGCGAGCCCUAGCCCGUGGUCUGGAUCGAAGUUCGCGGCCCUUGCUGGCGGCGACAGCGGGAGCUGGGGUCUUGCUAAGAAAGAGAAGCUCGUUCUUCGGUCCGGCGUAGGAGCCGCGAAGAAGAAUCUCUCCACUGCGCCUGCGACUGAAGUCGUGGAUAACUGGGAAGAAGAGGAGGAAAAGGUAGAGCAGGAAGAGCAGCGUGAGCGUGAGCGUGAGCGCGAGCAGCAGGUGGAGGGGGGAAGCACAGACCAGAGUGGAGGAGAAUAA
Molecule: messenger RNA, 2280 nt
Organism: Aspergillus thermomutatus
Lineage: Eukaryota; Fungi; Ascomycota; Eurotiomycetes; Eurotiales; Aspergillaceae
Product: putative NF-X1 finger transcription factor
Exons: 6
Coding region: 1-2280 (759 amino acids)
Biological process (GO): negative regulation of transcription by RNA polymerase II
Cellular component (GO): nucleus
Molecular function (GO): RNA polymerase II transcription regulatory region sequence-specific DNA binding; DNA-binding transcription factor activity, RNA polymerase II-specific
Source: RefSeq, a predicted model, not a curated record